Molecule: messenger RNA, 2916 nt
Organism: Manacus vitellinus (golden-collared manakin)
Lineage: Eukaryota; Metazoa; Chordata; Aves; Passeriformes; Pipridae
Gene: LMCD1
Product: LIM and cysteine rich domains 1
Molecular function (GO): zinc ion binding
Source: RefSeq, a predicted model, not a curated record
UUUGAUCUCUGACUGCACAGACUUGGGUCUGCUGAGCUGGGGUGACCGUGGUGCUGCCAUUGCUCCUGCUGGGCCUGGGACAGUCCUUGUUUUCCUUCAGCUCAUUUUUACAGGGAACAAAUGUGUCUUUCAAGCAAGAGCCUGACAGUUCCUGUAUAAACAUCCAGGCUGAGAUAAAUCCAGCGUCUCGUGGUGUCACCUCACCCUGGUGCCUCCUGCAGCACUUUGUUUUUGUCUCCUGCCAUUCCCUCCUGCGUUCUUCAUGUUCAGAGAGCUGUGUUUGAUAAAUUCAUGGGACAGACACUGAAAUAGGUUUAUUUACCAAUGGUAUUGGCUCCUGGUGUGGAUUUUUGCUCUUGUCUCUCCUGUUGGGAGGUUGUUUGGAUGUCUCUGCAGCAGUGAGUGGCCAUGGAUAUGAGUGACUUUUUUCUGUGUUCAGUGAGCAGCACAAAGUGCAGCACAACUGCAUCCCUGCAUCCCCCAUGUCCCCCCCUCACCUCCCCAGAGCCUUUCCACUGUUUCCUGUUCACUGUGGAAGUCACCCAUAAAGCCCAGUGCCAGAAGCAUGGAAAUGUGCCACAUGCCCAAAAUACCCUUGGAGAAAGACCAAGGAGGUCCCAGCUGCAGUAAAACAAGUUUAGCACCAGGUUAUGGUAACACACCUCCAUGUCUCCUGUGUGAUCUGAAUUGCACAGAUCCAUGAGCAAUACAUGACCUGUACAAACUGAAUCAAAAUCACCUUUAAAUGAGACCUGAGGUCUCAGUGGACGAGGUGAAGGUGGCUGCCCAGUGUGGCCACGUUGACUGGCUUUGAUGUGCCAUCCCCUCCAUGCUGUUCCAUUUUCCCUCACUUUGAGGUGAACCUUCAUCCCAAGCAUCCCUAAAUGAAUGUGUAGUGGGGCUGCAUGGACAUGGUCAGUUGGCAUCUGGGAGGUUUGAGGCUUCAUGGGACAUAAGGAAUGGCUGAAGAAGUCAAUGUCUGAAGGACAAAGCACACUCUCAGUGCUCUGUCUGGGAUAACCCCUGAGGAUAAAGCCUCUCCAACAGGGUGUCCUGCUCUUUUGCAGAUGUCGGGGAGCCAGCCACAGAUGGGGAGAGCUGUGCCUUGCCUGCGCUGCCGAGGGACCUGCAUGGGCUUCGAGCCACACUCCUGGAGGAAGAUCUGCAAGUCGUGCAAGUGCAGCCAGGAGGAGCACGGCCUGAGCUCGGAGCUGGACGAUGACCGCAAGGUCGGGCGCCUGCUGGCCGACUCCAGGUACUCCUCGCUGACCGCGCGGCUCAAGGGCGGCGACGGCGUCCGCGUCUACAAGAGGAACCGCAUGAUCGUCACCAACCCCAACAUCUCGGGCAAGGACCCCACCUUCGACACCAUCACCUACGAGUGGGCUCCCCCGGGGCUCGCCCAGAAGCUGGCCAUGCAGUACAUGGAGCUGAUCCCGAGGGAGCUGCAGCCGGUGGCGGGCACGGACGGGGCGCUGCAGCGGCGGCGGCGGCGCAGGCAGCUCCCGCUGUACGACCAGGACCCGGCGCAGUGCCGCGGCCUCGCCGAGGGCGAGCACCGCCUGAUGGAGGAGUUCGUGAAGAAGUAAAGGCGAGGCGCUGGGUGUGGGGAGGUGGCACUGCCGGCCAGGCCGGCAGCCGGGAAAGACGAAAGGAAGCCCCAGGAUAAGAACAUCGACUCCAGCAAAACCCCCGAGUCCACCAACGCCCUGGAGAGCGUGGCCGGGCACUACCGCUGUGAGACCUGCAAGCAGGCGGUGCCCGGGGACUGCCCCGUGGUCUACGCGGACCGGGCCGGCUACUCCCGCCAGUGGCACCCGGCCUGCUUCGUGUGCUGCCGCUGCUCCGAGCCCCUCGUCGACCUCAUCUACUUCUGGAAGGGCGGGGCCGCCUGGUGCGGGCGCCACUACUGCGAGAGCCUGCGGCCCCGCUGCGCCGGCUGCGACGAGAUCAUCUUCUCGGAGGACUACCAGCAGGCAGAGGGGCUGGCCUGGCACAAGAAGCACUUUGCCUGCCUGGAGUGCGAGACGCCGCUGGUGGGCAAACCCUUCGCCCUGGCCAACACCAGCCUCCUGUGCACCAUCUGCAGCCAGAGCAAGCGCCUCUGAGGGGGGCAGCCGGGGCCCCACGGGCCCCCCAAGGUCCCACCAGGACUGGGGGCAUUGGGCAAGUACAGGAGAAGGAGAAGGUUAAAGAAAUUAGAGCCUGAGUAUUCACUUGCAUCCAGCACAGCCCGGGGCGGGUAUUUUCUUGGGGUCCUCUUGGAUCUGAAGGGAACCCUUAUGCCCAUGGGUGGGAGGUGCAUGGCAUACCUGGCAAGGAGGAACUGGAAAGGAGGGGCUGUGCUGUGCUGGUUUUUAUCGUCUGUCCAAGCUUCUUAUGACUAAGAUCUUGCAAUAGUAUUUUGGAAAUAACACAUCUCAACAGUAACUUCUGGCAUACUAAACCUACGGUCAUGGUCAAAACCAAGGGGUGUUUGUGGUUUUUGAAAUCCUUACUGGAAUUAGGCUGACAGGCUGCUGUGGCUGUGCUAGGGCAGUGGGUUUGAGGAACUUGAUCAACCUUCUAAAAGCAAAUGGUGUAAAAUUGCAGCCACACGCAGCCGUAGCUUUGUCCUCUGCACGUGCAAUGGUGUAAAACCAAGGAGUGGGCACACAGGGGGAUGGGCUCAGCCCUGUGAGAGGGGCAGGGCACAGCUCUACCUGGGCAGCAACUGGCUCAGCCCUGGAGCUGCAGCCAUGGAACUGGAACACAAAGAAUUUUGUGGAAAACCGCUUUCCAGCGUAAGGUGUCUUGGGGGGCAGGGAGGGUGUGUCCCUGAGAUGCUACAAUGCUACUUUACCCUGCAAUACAUCAGUGACCCCUCCAAGUACCAGGGAGCUGUACCUUCCCCUCUGAGCGAGCAGCACCUCACCC